AUGUCGACAAGUAAGAAACUUUCUCGAGAACAAAAGGGGAAGAUGCGUGCGGCCUCGUCGGGAUCUGGUGAUGACUUAGAGACGGUCCGUGGUUCUGAAGGAAGCCAAGAGGCGGUUCAUCGCGAGGCGAUGAUGGAUACAGAGAACUUGAGUCGUGCGCAGCGCGUUCUUAUUUCGGAAUCGAGAGUGCAGUCGCGGAAGGACGACGACGGUCGUGAUCAUGUUGACGAUCAGAUGAUCCCGAUAAGCUUUUAUCCGGGGAACAUCUUCGAGGAGCAACCUCCGCUUGAUCGGGAGCGCGUGCGUCCUUCGGUCGUCGAAGGCCAGGACUGGCGGGGUGUCGAGAAGACGAGGUCGACCGUCGAGUCGGUGACGAGACUCCUACGGGCUCGCGACGCAGCGGGGGUUACGUUUAUAAUCCCGAAUAGCGACCAGCGGCCCUGGUCUCCUCCGAAAGGCUACCAGUGCGUCUACGAGUCGUACUUCGAGGGCGACACGAAGCUGUGGUUUCCGAUUCCUCGAAUCGUCACUGCGUUUGCGAUGCGCCGAGGAGCCGCCCUUAGCCAAUUUCUGAAUGGUGCGUGGCGGCUGGCCGUGGCACUGACGAUUAUCGGAGCAGAAGCUGGUGUUCCUCUCAACGUCCGAGCUUUCGAGGAAUUAGUGUCAGCGAAGAUAAAGGGCGGACUGAUUUCGCUGAAGAUCCGCCCCAACUAUAACGUGGUGACCGGCUACCCCAACAAGACGAACAACUGGCAGCGGUCCUACUUCUACGUCAAAUCUGACAGGGCUGCGUUCGAGGAGCCGCUGAGGACCGGCUAUCGUGUUUUAUGGGCCCGAGAGAUGGUUGCUCUUCCGAACACCGCAGAGUACGAGGAGGACUUUUUGACGAGCGCGCGUCUGAUCGCAUCGCAGAGACAGGACCAUUGGAAUAAUUUUUCCUACCGGAGGAUUAGUCGAUCGAUCGGGUGGAUUAGUCAGCAGGUUUGGCGUUCGGACACGAUCCCCAUUGUCACGAAUAAGACGAAGAGGGUCAAUUUGUUCAAUUCGGCCGAGCAGAGGGAGAUAAACCGAGCAAGAGCGAUGAGGACUAUUCCAAAUUUGAGUUUGGUGGUUGCGAAGAAAGUCGGCUCCGCAAAGAAAUCUCAGCCCGAUACCGCGGGCUCGCCUAAUUUAGGAGAUCCGAGCGCGACCGAGUCGGACGCUGAGGCUCAGUUGGUUAGAAAGACCAACAAGAAGAGACAGCGCGAAGAGGAGGGCGCGGCUGUCGAGGAAACGAACGUUGGGGCUUCCUCUCCUCAAGGGCAUUCUGGGUCAGAGGGGAGAAGGAAGAAGGCAAGGGGCGAUUCUCCCGCGAUCCGAUCCUCGUCCGUUGAGGAAGGCGAGCUCAGGGACCUGGAACCGAGCGGUGGUUCCAAAGAUGAGGUGGUCCCCGAAUCACAGCCUGCGGGCAGCCGCGACGAAGAUCUUCCGGCGGUCUCUCCAAAGGCCAAGAAGAAGGACAAGGGGAGGAAGAGGAAGAAGAAAGCCGCCGAAAUGGUUCCUCGAGGCUCUUCUGAGGAGCUGAACGACGAGGAGGAAGAUGCCACCCGUUCCGGGGAAUCGCUGGGCCCGGGGCGUGAAGUCGUGCCGGAGGAACCCGCUCCUCAGGUCGCUGAAGGGACCGUUGCUGUCCCGAAGAAGAGGAAGAAGAAAAAGAAGGGUUGUCCGGACAGGGUUUCUUUCUCUUACGACCGCGAGGUCCCGCUAGCGCAUGACGAGCAGGAGUGCGGUCGCCUGGUUCGUCAGUUUAGGGGAGAUCGGGGCGCGCUGCCGCCGGUCAAGGACUUGAUCUUCAAGGAGGAGUACAAGUUCGCCGCCCGUACCUCCAUCAUGAGCCUCGGAGACUGGAACGUUUUAGUGAGGAAAUACGAUGAGGAGCUGAGAGGCGCGUUCGAGUUGGUCGACAAGCAGAAGAGGAGCCAUAAACGCGCGACUCGGGCUUUGAAGGAUGCAGUCCGUGCAAAGGACGAAGCAGUUGCCCAAGAAGAAGCGCUGAGGAAGGAGCUCGACGAGCAGAGGGGAAUCAUGGCGAUCGAGUUGGCGUCUGCUCGGGACCUGGUAAAGAAGGCGGAGAAAGAGAAAGCCGAGUUGCGGAAGAGAAAUGCCGACUUGCAAGGCAAGAAUGCGACUCUCGAGAAGGAGGUGGUGGCCUCUGCUUUGAAUUUCUCCCGGGAGAUGGAUCGCUUGAGGGAAUCUCGCAAACUUGAGGUCACUCAUGAGCGAAUCCGCGUGAUGGCGGCAAUGACGGGAAAAUGCUCCCGACGCUUCAAAAAUAUUCAGGACCGAGAGAAGCGCCGUGAUGAUUUCGAGGACUCGCGGU
Messenger RNA from Raphanus sativus (radish), 2359 nucleotides. Its product is annotated as meiosis-specific protein ASY2-like. NCBI's taxonomy places the organism in Eukaryota, Viridiplantae, Streptophyta, Magnoliopsida, Brassicales, Brassicaceae. The record is from RefSeq and is a predicted model, not a curated record. The transcript has 4 exons. The annotation marks the transcript as partial.